UAAAUACUUUUGUGUUUUUAUUAUUAAAUUUUUUUAUUAUUGAAAUUUUCAACUAUGCAGUUUUUAUGCAUAAUUUUCAUCCUUUUAAGUGCCAUAUAUACAAUAGAGGCUCGUUCACGACCAGCGGUUGAUAUUUGCAAUCGUCAACCUACCAUAAAUGGCCUUUGUGUGACAACCACUUUGGGCAUUUAUUAUGAUGCAGAAACGCAACGAUGCAAAUAUAUGGGCUGUAGUUCAAGUAAAAAACUUUUCGCCUCAUUAGAGGAUUGCGAGAAGAUCUGCAAUAGUAAGCGUCACACUCGUCGACGCGCACAAAUUUCCAAAACCUGAAUUCAAAAUAUCAAAUUGCUUUGAUUUUAUAAGUUUCGAGAGUAUUUUAGU
Messenger RNA from Glossina fuscipes, 381 nucleotides. RefSeq lists its product as uncharacterized. Lineage: Eukaryota; Metazoa; Arthropoda; Insecta; Diptera; Glossinidae. Gene Ontology annotation, molecular function: serine-type endopeptidase inhibitor activity. The record is from RefSeq and is a predicted model, not a curated record. The transcript is spliced from 2 exons. Bases 55 to 330 code for a protein of 91 amino acids.